AUGUCCUUCAAGGGCUUUCAAAAGUCCCUGGUCAGAGCGCCUCAAACGUUCAAAGCCAAGUUCAAUUUAGGUGAACAAACGAAAGAUGCUGUUUACAUUGACGCGGAACGGCGAUUCCAGGAGCUGGAAAGCGAGACGAAAAAACUGCACGAUGAGAGUAAGAAAUACUUCGAAGCUAUUAACGGCAUGAUGAACCACCAGAUCGAAUUUUCUAAAGCGAUCGCCGAAAUUUACAAACCAAUCUCUGGAAGGGUGUCGGAUCCGGAUUCCCUGGUUCAAGAAGGGAAUCCAGAGGGGAUCAGGGCGUGUGAAGAAUACGAAGAAAUUUGCAAGGACCUCUUGGCAACUUUACAACCAGAGUUAGAAAUGAUUGAGACCAGAGUUAUUCGACCUGCCGACGAAUUAUUAGAGGUCAUUAAGGUUAUAAGAAAGACCGCGAUAAAACGUCAACACAAGCAAUUGGAUUAUGAUAGACAUCGAGCUUCACUUAAGAAACUGCAAGACAAGAAGGAGAAGAGUCUAAAGGAUGAGAAAGCCAUGUAUAAGGCGGAGAAUGAUGUUGAACAAGCAACUCAAGAGUUCAAUUAUUAUAACGAUCUUUUGAAGGACGAGUUACCUAAGCUCUUUGCUUUGGAGCGCGAGUUCAUCCGACCUCUGUUCCAAUCGUUUUACUAUAUGCAACUUAACGUCUUUUAUACCCUACACGAGAGGAUGCAAGGAUGUGAUAUUGGAUAUUUUAAUCUUCAACUCGAUAUCGAGGAAGGUUUCGAGGCAAAACGAGGUGAUAUCCGAGACCAGGCAGAAGCGCUUUCCAUUGUGAAGUUCAAGACGACAGGUGCCAAACGUCCACCAAAACCUCUUGCUCUCGGCGGACCUAACCGUCUUGCUAUUGAAAAUAAGCCAUCAUCUACAUCUACAGCACUGACUACCACUCCAAAUCGUCGCGCAUCCACUGACUUUCAAUCAUCGGAGAAGCCACCGCCACCUUACUCCUCUAUGUUAUCUCCUACCAACCCUGGAAACAGCGUGAUGCGAUCGGCGUCGACGGGUAGUUCGUGGGGAGCUGCUGCGAAAGCGAAAAAGGCGGCACCUCCACCGCCAAAGCCAAAGCCAUCGAGGCUCAGCGGAGCACCAGCUGCGGAGACUGCUACCGCAUUGUAUGAUUAUGAGGCACAAGCUGAGGGGGAUCUGAGCUUCGCUGCCGGAGAGAUCAUUGAGAUUGUGACAAGAACGAGCAAUGAGAAUGAAUGGUGGAUUGGAAAGAUUCAUGGAAAACAAGGUCAAUUCCCUGGAAACUAUGUCAAAGUCAAUUAG
Messenger RNA from Sclerotinia sclerotiorum 1980 UF-70, 1314 nucleotides. RefSeq lists its product as hypothetical. The transcript is spliced from 3 exons. Gene Ontology annotation, biological process: plasma membrane tubulation; actin cortical patch localization; endocytosis. Gene Ontology annotation, molecular function: lipid binding; protein binding. Gene Ontology annotation, cellular component: actin cortical patch; Rvs161p-Rvs167p complex; mating projection tip. NCBI's taxonomy places the organism in Eukaryota, Fungi, Ascomycota, Leotiomycetes, Helotiales, Sclerotiniaceae. Bases 1 to 1314 code for a protein of 437 amino acids. The record is from RefSeq and is a predicted model, not a curated record.